Molecule: messenger RNA, 355 nt
Organism: Symbiodinium sp. CCMP2456
Lineage: Eukaryota; Dinophyceae; Suessiales; Symbiodiniaceae
Source: the annotation of a GenBank genome assembly
GAGCUGCCUUCUCUUCGCAUCCCUCCUGGCCGUUUCAACUGCGAAUCACUGCCUCUACGACAACAAGCCGCAACUGAAAGCUUGCGUUCGCAAGUGCCGCCACAGCCCAACUGCCGGCUGCGUCAGUGGCUGUGCGGCAGGAGCACCCUAUUUCAUCCGUCCGUCCUGCGCCGCGUGCCUGGGGAACGGAGUUGUCUGCGCAUACCGCUCAUGCCGCACGCAGUGCGGAGCCGGCAUCACUGCUCCGGGCUGCACCAGCUGCAUCACCAGGAGCUGCGGCACUUGCGGAGGGGCGUACAAGGCCGCCAACGAGACCGAGAUGGCAGAGCUGGCGAUCUUCUCCCUGGGCUUCGAG